CGAUCAUGGAGAGAGAGAGAGAGAUGGCUCCUUUCGGCUCUGAAUCAAAGAGAUGCAGAUAGAAAAUUCAGGCGAAGAACAUUAAUGCAGCGCAGCAAUUUCCAGAGAGGAUAAACUGACAUUUUGAAACAACAAAUGAAAGCUAUUGUUGUUGUUAUUAGCUUGGGAUCCUACGAACAAAGAGAUUGACGAUGACUGUGAAAUUAAACACUUUGGUAAACAGGAUUUCAAUUUCGGGAGUGCUGCAAUAAGUUAUGUUUCGGGUAUUUGAAAUGGGAGCAUGUUUAGUCUAAUUACUGAUGAUUUGCGAAUUCAGUUGGAGUUGGAGGGAGAUACUUUUCAAAAAUUAAGGGUUUUUAUAUGGUUUAGAUGUGAUUUGGGAUUAGGGUUUGUGUAUUUGUAGAUUAGAAUUUGAAUAAUUUGGGAAUUUGGUUUUGGAGGGAGAGUUAGUUGGAAGUUUAACAUGUGAUUUGAUUUCUUGAUCCGUACUGAAAACCUAAUUAGGGGUUUCGUCAUGUGGAUUGCUGUUGAAUGAUCGGAUUUCAUUCUGGAAGAUGGGUUUUUGUAGAUGGAUCAAAACCCUAAUUUUGUUGGAUGAUUUAGGGGUUUGAUGUUUUUUAGUUAAGAAAGAAGUUGAUAAUGUUGUGGGUGUUUUAGGAAUGUUUUGUGUUAAGAAAUGCAACCACCACAGAAGCAUUCAUGGAUCAAUCUUGCUGAACUGAAAGAUCAGUUAACCAGAAAGCUUGGAUCAGAGAGAUCGAACCAGUAUUUCGAUUACUUAAAAAGGUUUUUGAGUUUAAAGCUGAAUAAGAUUGAGUUCAAUAAGCUCUGUUUAAGAACUCUUGGCAGAGAAAACAUCUCGUUGCAUAAUCAGUUAAUUCGUUCAAUUCUAAAGAACGUCUGUAUUAGAAAAGUCCAACCAUUAAGACACGAUGAUCAUUCAACAACAGUUGGAAAUAACAAGUUCUCCGAUGAAGUUUACCACGAAAAUGGAUACGUUCCAGUUGUAACUCAGGCUUCAACUCCCCUUCCACCUUCUUCCCAAAAGGUUGCUGUAAAUACCAAGUAUUCGACUGAAUCUUUAGGUAGAAACAGCGGGAAAGAGGUGUUCGCCAGGACUUCACUACACGCUCCACUCGGGAUUCCACAUCUGGUCCGCAAGGCAUCAUCUUUGGGACGUAAUAGUAAAUUUCUUGGUAUUUUGGAUAUCAAUGGAUUGAGGGGCCGUAUGGAGCAGCUUGCAGCAACACAAGGCCUUGAAGGAGUGUCGAUUGAUUGUGCCAGUGUGCUUAACAACGGAUUGGAUGCUUAUUUGAAGGGGUUGAUACGAUCUUUUGCUGAACUUAGCGGGGCAAGGAAGAAUAUUUCCAUCGAGCCCCACGCUCAUUUGAGGCCCUGCAACGGUCUUAGACCUCGUCAUCACUAUCAAUUAGAAACUAGAAAUUGGUCUUCGGAGACGAUGCAAGAAAAAGAAGGCAACCGCCCAAUAUCUUUGGUAGAUUUUACGGUUGCCAUGGAACUCGACCCUCGGCAGCUCGGGGAACAUUGGCCCAUACUACUUGAGAAGAUAUGUACACAUGCUUUUUAGGAAUAAAAAGUUGUCCAUUGUAACGAACACCACAUUUGUCAGCAACAAAUACUGGGUUCGUUUGGUUUGGUUUCAACAUAACGGAAUUGAAGACGAAUCCUCAUCUUUGGUUGCUUUGUUGUAUGAUUAGCAUGUAUUUCUCAAUAUUCUUCUGUUUUCUUUGUAAUCGAGUCGAUGAGUUUAUAUAGAACAGUUUUGC
Molecule: messenger RNA, 1787 nt
Organism: Cynara cardunculus var. scolymus (artichoke)
Lineage: Eukaryota; Viridiplantae; Streptophyta; Magnoliopsida; Asterales; Asteraceae
Exons: 2
Coding region: 677-1588 (303 amino acids)
Biological process (GO): regulation of transcription by RNA polymerase II
Cellular component (GO): SAGA complex
Molecular function (GO): transcription coactivator activity
Source: RefSeq, a predicted model, not a curated record